Caenorhabditis sp. 36 PRJEB53466 is the source of this 1842-nucleotide messenger RNA. The record is from the annotation of a GenBank genome assembly. Lineage: Eukaryota; Metazoa; Nematoda; Chromadorea; Rhabditida; Rhabditidae.
AUGAACGCUGAUCAGCUCGUCAAGGCAGCAGUCGCUUCCGCCAAAGCCGCAGCGAGCAGAAGAAGGAGGCAGCAAAAGGCCAAAGAAGCAAUGGCCGCCGGUUCUAAGAUGGAGAACGUGGCGAUGCGCACGGUGCUGAGCAUCCAGAAGAAGGAGGCGGUGGCCGAGGAAAAGAUCACCAGCCAGCCGUCGUGUUUCUCGCGACCCACGGCUGCCACAGUGCUCAGGCAUCCGUCGUGGACGCAAGAGGCGCUGCAAAUGGAGACGGAGAACGCGGUCGCCGGCAUUCUCGAGGACGAUUCGGAGAUCGAAGAGCCGGUUUACAAGCACUUCUUCAUGGUUCCUGCCGAGACAACAGCACAAGAAAAGGGAGCGAUCCGAAAGGAGCAGGAGAGAAAAGCGAUCGAGGAAUGGAAACGGAAGGACGACGAGAUUCGGAUGCGGCAGCGAGAGCACUUCCUUUACAUGAAAGGAGUUCGCGAGAGGGAGGAGCAGGAAGCGAUGCGAAGGAAUCACGAAAAAGUGACGAGGUACAAUGAGAAGCUGUUCGAGGAAGAGGAGAGAUUGCGAGAGAGAAAGAGACUCCCGCUGUACCCCGUCCAGAAACGGGUGAUUUCUCUGCCGCCGGCUCCAGUACAACCCAAGAAGGUGUACAGAAAGAGAGCGAAGAAAGUGCAUGUCGUCAUCGAUCAAGCAUCAGACCAGGAAACGCGGAAAUUGCCGGAGCCGCCAGAAUCUCAGCAGAAUCUUCUCGAUAUCAGCCCGAUCAGCCGGAACUUCUCCAUUUCGGAACCCAGCUCUGCUGACAAUUCUGACGACGAAAACGAGAAAGAAAACCGCAGAGAGAAGCACGUUCAUCCCGAAUUGGCUGAAGUUCCCGAAUUGUGUGUGGAGUACAAUGUGGCCGACGAUCUGGCGAUGUCUGAUGUCUCCGAACACGAAGAUGACGAAGAGAACGCGGAAAUGACCAAGUGCUUCGUCCCUCCGACUCUCUGCUCCGAUGAGCUCAUUGAUUUAGGCGAGUCGGCAGUCACUCCGGCGCUUGUGGUCAGUUUCUAUCUGCUGAAUGCGAAGUUUCCAAUGCGUUUUUCUUCCAGAAAACUGAGAAAGCCAGCAGCGAUACUGCAUGCUCUACGGACGAAGAAUCAUCGCCAGCUUGCAGCACGCCACAGUAUUCCAACGCCGACGAAGACAUGCUUGAGGUAAGAUUUGCAAAUUUCGAGAUCUUGAAAAAAUGUUUUCUUUCCAGAAAGAACAGAAAAUGCUCACUGAAGAGGAAAAUUGUCAGCGAAUCUCGAUCAAAUUAUCCGCAUCCAACAUGGAGUCAGUGAUGGAGAGUGACCGAAGAACAGUAGGAAAGCGCCGGAACAUCGAAGAAACGGCUGCGCCGACGCCCAAUUCGCAUGGGCCGACUUCUCCGAAAGUUUCAAAGCUUUCUGAAUGCUCUGCGGCGCACGAUAACAUCCCGCAAGCACCGGCUGAAGUAAUUAACUGUCUUGGACUGUUUUUAAGCUCAAUAGUUCUCAUUUUCAGGCUUCGAUUCAAUUGGUGAAGAAAGAAGAAAAACUGCAGAAGGGGAAGGCUCGGCGCGCGACAAAAAAAUCCGCGAAACCAAUUGAGGAAACGCCGAAAAACGUCCGCGUCAAGAUGCCUUUCGAUCCGAGAUCGGCGGCCGUCGCAUUGCCGAAAGAACCGAGAAGACGUGAGGAAGUGAGGGUGAAACCGAAUCCGAAUCCAUUAAACCGUAACCGAAUCGAAUCGCGAAUCUAUCAGCUUCUGACGGACGCGUCGCUGCAAAUGAAAGAGCAGGACAAAAUUAAAUCAUCAAAAUCAUCGCCCUAA